Alligator mississippiensis (American alligator) is the source of this 4511-nucleotide messenger RNA. It is a transcript of the gene SGPP2, whose product is annotated as sphingosine-1-phosphate phosphatase 2. Gene Ontology annotation, cellular component: endoplasmic reticulum membrane. The transcript is spliced from 5 exons. The coding region runs from base 291 to 1307 and encodes 338 amino acids. Gene Ontology annotation, biological process: phospholipid dephosphorylation; sphingosine metabolic process. Gene Ontology annotation, molecular function: sphingosine-1-phosphate phosphatase activity. The record is from RefSeq and is a predicted model, not a curated record. Lineage: Eukaryota; Metazoa; Chordata; Crocodylia; Alligatoridae.
UAUGGCAAGGAAAGCAACACAUCCCUGCAAGCUGACAGUGGCACCCAGGGAGGAAGACUAAAGACUCUCUGGGUUAAAAUAUGUGGGGAACAUGGCACAGGGGACACAAUGGUAGGAGUCUACUACAAACCGCCUAACCAGGAACAAGAGCUCAACCAGGAAUUUGCCAGGGAACUGGCUGAGGCUACACACUCUCAGUGCAUGGUUGUCAUGGGAGACUUCAACUACCUGGACCUGGAAGGGCACUCGGCCUAAUCUGAACGGUCACAAAAGCUUCCUCACAUGCGUGGAUGAGCUCUACCCGUCCCAAGAAGUCUAUGGACCAACAAGAGGAUUGCACGAAGAAAUAUAUUGUGAAGAAUUACUUCUACUACUACCUCUUCAGGUUUUCAGCUGCUUUGGGUGAAGAAAUUUUUUAUAUCACUUUCCUUCCAUUUACCUGCUGGAAUAUCAAUCACUGUGUGUCUAGGAGGAUGAUAAUUGUUUGGUCUGUUGUUAUGUACAUAGGUCAAGUCUCUAAGGACAUCCUGAAAUGGCCUCGUCCUCAUUCGCCACCUGUUGUGAAGCUGGAAGUGAAAGCAGAUGCAGAAUAUGGAAUGCCAUCCACCCAUGCCAUGGCAGCUACAGCCAUCUCAUUCACAUUUUUUAUUGUGACUGUAAACCAAUAUAAGUACCCAUUUGAACUAGGACUAAUAGCAGCAUUUGUAUUUUCUACCUUAGUGGGUCUCAGCAGAAUUUACACUGGAAUGCACACUGUGUUGGAUGUGAUUGGUGGAACUCUGAUAUCAGCAGUGUUACUUGCACUCUCAUAUCCUGCGUGGGACCUCAUAGACCACUUUUUAUUAACUAGUCCAUUUUGCCCUGUAUUUUCCAUAGCUGUGCCCCUCCUUUUAUGUUACAACUAUCCAAAAUUAGACUAUUACAGCCCUACCAGAGGAGACACAACCACUAUCUUAGGAGCUGGAGCUGGAGCUAUCAUAGGAUUCUGGUUAACUAACCAGUAUGCACCAUUGAACUCUUCCAGCGAAACUUUUCAACUCAGCUUUCCUCCAAUCUCCAGUAAAAGGCUGAUGGUCAUGCUGGCAAGGUUCUUAGUUGGGGUCUUUGUUCUUUUGAUCACACGUCAAUUCAUCAGGAGGCUGGCCCUCAGUAUGCUAUACUACUGGUACAAAGUUUCCACCAGUGAUGAAGAAGCCAGAAAACGCCUGGAAAUUGAAGUACCCUACAAAUUUAUAACUUAUUCUUCGGUUGGUUUCUGUGCCACCGUAAUUGUGCCAGUACUGCAUGGGCUUUUAGAACUAAUUUAAGUGCUGUGCAUUUUUUGAAAUAAUAUAUGCAACAUCCACUUUAGACAUGCAAUAAAACUGCAGGCUGAACACUUGACCAAGCAGUUUUUUGUGCCUUUCUGCACUGGCCUAAAAUGCCUAUUCCAGAAGAUCCUAGGAAAUCACCAUAUGUAAAUAAUGUAGGGUUGGAAAUUCCUAGCUCUUGGGUGCUCCAGGCAAACACCUGUGAUUCAGAAGAUGUAUGAAAAUAAGUACAGAGUACAAAAAUAAGAACUGAUGUUUAUAUGACUGCUGUUUACCUUCAGAAAAAGUCAGUGUUUAACCAGUGGUCACUUGUACUAGAAUGCCUGUCCAUGUGGCCAGAUUAAAUCUGUCCCUUACUCCCCAGGGCCAGCAUUUUGGAAUGGUCAUGAAGGUGAUACUCACACACCUGGAAGUUUGGGAUCUUUUAAAUUUCUUGUACUUCCAAACCAGGGAUUCGGCCUGUGUGGUCUCUGUCAGAGGCAGUUGUGAGGUCUUGAGGGUCACCCAGGAGAAUGAAUAGAAACAGCUCUGCAUGAGCUAGGAAUUCAGAUUGGUGGAAGUAGUGAUACACUUUGCUGGUUGUCUUUUUAAAGUUGUGUGUGUGUGUGGUGUGUUGUUAGGUGGAAAGUAGGGCGAUUCAGUCAGGUAUGAUCCUGCCUUGAACAAGGCGUUGAACUAAAUGACCUCAUGGGGUGUGUCCAGAUGUGCAUGGAUGUUUGGUUCCCCAGGGACAACUAGCAGUGACACACCUUGCUCUGCAGCUACUUGUCCUCGGGGAACACCCGUUCCAUGAGUGCUUUGUUGUGUCGCAGGUUACCCCGGGGUCAGUAGGGGAGGCUGGGGCUGGCCCCAGAAGCCUUAGCUGGGGUUCUGGGGCUGCAGCCACAGCGAUCCUGCUGGGUGGAGCCUGCUUGGCAGCUGCUGUGUCGCUCAGGGCAGCCCAGCUCUGUUUUUCAGCAGCAUGCGCUGCCUGAGCAUGCACUGUUUUGUUUUUUCCACAGUGUUUUUUGACCCCUGGAUAUCCAAGGGUCAAAGGACCUGCGGGGGGGGGGGGGGGGGGGAAGGAGCAGUGCAUGCUUGGGCAGUGUGGGAAACACAGGACUGUGCAGUAUGUGGAGCUGCAAAUGUGUUUACAGCACAACAUACCACACAACUGCACUUGUCUGGAUGCACCCAUGAUGUCUUUUCCAGCCCUACUUUCCUGUGACGUUUAAGAUGGCCUCAGCUGUGGGGAACAGGCUGCCAGCCUUGCUUUAAUGAUUUACUCAAAAAGCUCAGUAUUAAGAUCUCCCCAGAGACUGGGGAGAAAGACCAAGAGAGACCUUAGGUAGUUAAGAAUGACCAGAAAAGCACAAACCUGGCCAAGUAUGGAGGCAGCCUUAACCAAAAAACCCCCCAAAACCCAACACUUUUCAAAGCUGUAGGGCCUGAUCAAGGGGUACUUAAGAACUGUCACUGAUUUCAGCAAGGGUGUUCUGCUGACUAAGAUGGCAGACUCUCAGGAGAGAUGCUCCUGGAUAUUAAUAUGUACCAAAACCUUGAGCUCUUAUGAGGGCACGUAUGCAUGUGCCUUAUCCUUAGACUGGUCUUUAUUAUUAAAAGUUGAAUCUGAUGGUUUUUAUACUUGCUACUUGAUGUACUGCCUUCUGAGUGCACAGGCAGACUUCACUUGUAAUUCUCUACAUGUAGGACUUGCUUUGCCUGUUGGAAUUCUUCAGAAAAUUACCUUUAUUCCUUUAAGUUUUACGCCAGAUAUGUCAUGCCUAUUUCUGCAAAUUUAAUGGGAGAGUGUACUAAUAGUAGUGGGAUCAUGGGGUUGGUUUUCCUGAAUUAUAAUCCCAGCUCUGACAUGGAUUUCCUGUCUGGCCUUGGGCAAGUCAUUUACUCCCUGUAAAAGUAGGACAAUGGUUUUCACCUAGCUAUUCUAUGGAGCUGCUGUCAUGAUUAAUUAGUGUUCUUAAAUAACAUUUUAAAGAGUGUUUGGGAUUGGUGUUCAAGUGACUAAGAAAUAUAUUGAUAUAAUGCCAUAAUUUUCUGGUGAUUUGUUCUCUAUGCAUCUUGCAAUAAUUCAUGUAAUCCCAGAGAAUAGAUCAGAACUGUAUUAAUAGAUAAGAAUUGCUGCUAUGACUCUGAUUUUCAGGUAACUAAAAAAUUAUUAGCAAUUGGGCCAAUGAGUUGCUAGCAAGUGCAGCUAUGAGUAUGGCUCCAUAAAUUAAAAAAAAAAAAUCAAUGAGCAAUGCUUAAUUUUUCCCCUAUGGUAAUUAUGCCAGUCUAUACAUUGUACUGUUGCAAUGAUAGCUAAAGGCGUAGUCAAAAAGCCUUUUCCUAGGGAGCUUACACUAAAAGGAUUCAUCACUGUUUCCUGUUGUCCACUGCUUUUUAACAUUUAGGUGUGUUGGAGCUCUUCUGUUAUGAAAAUGCAAAUUUAUUCUUCUGUAAAAAGAAUGUAUUUGACCAGAGUUAAGUAUGAAAAUAUAAGUGAGUAGCAUUGUCACUUAGUUGAUGAUUUUUCUAAUUGUGUUCACAUAUUUUGGUUGCAGGCUUUGCCCAGAUAUCCAGAAGAGUCUUGCUUUAAAAAUGGUUAAUGACUAUAUAUGAGGAGGCAAGCUGGAGUUUUAAACAGUAGUUUUUUUUGGAAUAGUAAAGGCUGUGGUUCAGCUUAAUGUCAAUUAAGGUGCAUGUAUAUCGCGUUUACAUGUCUUAACUGCAUUCUAAAUUAUGGGAUGCAUGCACACUUUAAACAUACUGUAAUAGCACAAGAGGUGCUGUGGUAAAUACCUUCUUAAAAUCCUUUCCAGUAGGGGUGCUUUCUGAUAUACGGCUCUACGAAAGCAGAAGCUCUGAAGCCCUGUGGAGGCGUCAGUUCAUGUUGUAGCAGAGGGGCUAAAACUGGGAAAGGUAAUACUAAGAGGAGGAUUUCUUAGCCACUGAAUCAGCUCUACUCAAAACGUGGCUUGAAAUUUGGCUGGGACUUGCAUGCAGUUUUACUAAUUAAAUUGUUCUACUGAUUCACAGUCAUUUUGUAUUCAUUUCCCCCUCAGGCUGUCAACAGGUUUUACACCCCCCCACCACCUUAUGUGCUUGGAUUUAUAAAAUACGUUCAUAAAAUUUGUAUCUGUCUUAGUACUCAACUUUGGGACAUGCAAUACAUGCAAACUAUUUGGUUCAACCUAGAAAAUAAAUACAUUUCCAAAAGCCUGG